CCCCGCCUGGGGAGGGGCGGGGGCCGGGCGGGACGCGCCGCCCCCUCCACCUGCUGCCGCUGCGCCAUCGCCGGCUGGGGGGAGCCGCCGCCCGUCGUCCCCGCGGGCCCCUUUGUGCUCCGCUCCAGAGCUGCCUCAGCCAGGCGGCGGCUGCGUCACGGCCCCGGCGCUGCGGCCGCCCAGAGCCACCCGCGGAGGGAGAGCCGCCGCCUCGCCCCCCGCUCCGCCAUCGCUGCGCGGCCGCGGCGGAACGACGCGCCCCGAGCCAGGGCCGGCAGCCGCGGCGAAGGUUUCUCGGGUCCCUCGAGGGCUGGGAAAAGGUCUGAUUUCUGAUAUUUUGCAUUUCUGUGCGUGUGUGCCUGUGUGUGCCAGCAGAAAAUCUCUCUAUCCUGGAAGAAUGGUGAAACUGGGGAAUAAUUUCAGCGAGAAGAGCACAAAGCAGCCCCUCUUGGAGGAUGGAUUUGACACCAUCCCCCUGAUCACACCCCUGGAUGUCAAUCAGCUCCAGUUCCCACCUCCUGAUAAGGUUGUGGUCAAAACAAAAACAGAAUAUGAACCUGAUCGCAAGAAGGGAAAGUUCCGUACUCCUAAAAUAGCUGAAUUCACAAUCAGCAUCACUGAAGGGGUUUCAGAAAGAUUUAAGGUAACUGUGCUGGUCCUUUUUGCCCUUGCAUUCCUAACGUGUGUUGUGUUUCUGGUAGUCUACAAGGUUUACAAGUAUGAUCAUACCUGUCCAGAAGGAUUUGUUUUCAAGAAUAAUCAGUGCAUUCCAGCUGGGUUGGAAAACUACUACUCUGAGCAAGACUCCAGCGCUCGAGGGAAAUUUUACACGGUCAUAAACCACUACAACCUGGCCAAACAAACCAUCACGCGCUCCGUGUCCCCGUGGAUGACAGUACUGUCAGAAGAGAAACUCUCUGAACAGGAGACUGAAGCUGCUGAGAAAUCAGCUUAGUAGGAUAAGCUAAUUAUUAAAACUAUGUCAUUUGAAGGUAACUAAGGGACUUCAAGGAACUUUUCAUUAAAUAUAAUUAUGGAUAAUUUAGAGGUUACUCAUGUUUAUGGUGUAACUGCUUCUGUUUGCUGAUACUGCUUUGCAAAAAAAAAAAAAAAAAGAAAAAACUGAAAACAAAAA
Prinia subflava (tawny-flanked prinia) is the source of this 1135-nucleotide messenger RNA. It is a transcript of the gene NSG1, whose product is annotated as neuronal vesicle trafficking associated 1. Bases 398 to 955 code for a protein of 185 amino acids. Gene Ontology annotation, biological process: clathrin coat assembly; endosomal transport; G protein-coupled dopamine receptor signaling pathway. Gene Ontology annotation, cellular component: endosome; membrane. The record is from RefSeq and is a predicted model, not a curated record. The transcript has 5 exons. Lineage: Eukaryota; Metazoa; Chordata; Aves; Passeriformes; Cisticolidae. Gene Ontology annotation, molecular function: clathrin light chain binding.